Messenger RNA from Sitophilus oryzae (rice weevil), 1277 nucleotides. RefSeq names its product transcription initiation protein SPT3 homolog (gene Spt3). The record is from RefSeq and is a predicted model, not a curated record. The transcript is spliced from 6 exons. Bases 283 to 1182 code for a protein of 299 amino acids. Gene Ontology annotation, molecular function: protein heterodimerization activity; transcription coactivator activity. NCBI's taxonomy places the organism in Eukaryota, Metazoa, Arthropoda, Insecta, Coleoptera, Curculionidae. Gene Ontology annotation, biological process: transcription by RNA polymerase II.
GCCUCCAUAGGAUCUUCAUUUCUGCGCACCUUUUCAAGCUCAUUCUCCUAUCUCUAUAUGAACUAUGAUCUAUGGCUAGUUGGCUAGAUUCUAACCAUAAUUCUAACCUCAUAUUUGGUUAAAAAAUAAAUAAAUUUUAAUGAAGUAAUCUCAACUCAAAUAUUUGGCCGAAUAUCCGUACUUAAAUCGUUAAAACAUUAAUAAUUGUAGAAUAUAUUAAUAUCAAAUUUACAUCACCAACAUUGAUCGACAAUCACCAAAUUUUGUAUUUUUCAACUGAAAAUGGAAAAUAGUAUGGAUCAAGAAAAAAAAGUGUCUUAUUUUGAUCAAAUUUCCAUGAUAAUGUAUGGACUGGGAGACAGUCGUGAUAGAAAUCCUGAAACUGUUCGUUUAGUGGAAAGUAUAGUUUUAAAACAACUUCAAGCAAUUGUGGAAGAGGCAUUAAAAUACUCCGAUGGUGUAACACUUAAUGGUGAAAAUUUAGUUUUUUUAUUGAGGCAUAACAAAACAAAAAUGCAGAGAUUUGUAAGAUAUAUUUUCAAUAAAAUAUCAGCUAAGAAAUUAAGGGCCCAAAGCAACCUCGACUCUGAUGUCAUUGAAUCUAACUGUGAUGUUCCUCCUAAAAAUAAUUUGUUAGACUUUAUAGAAAGAAUUGAUGAAACUGGAGAAUUUACAGAUCUUUCUGCAGUGGAUGAUGUUAAAAAAGACCGUGAAAUUAGGGCGGCUUUUAUUUCAAAAGAAUUAGAUGAUAAGGCAUAUUUAGAUUUUCAGAAAGCAAGAUGCGCAUCAUUCAAAGAAGUAGGAAGUGGAUUCAAGAAUUUGAAAUUAUGGGUUCAUCCAAAAGAAACCAUUAAAUUCACAUUAGAUGCACUGGAUGUUCUUUCAUAUUUUGCUUAUCAAACAGUAGCAGAAAUUGUUGAUUAUGCAUUAUUAAUUCGCGGAGAUAUUAGAACAGGUAAUGAUCCACUUAAAAUUACACCUGGGUCUUAUUACACAUCAACUAUGUUUAAUGGAUCACAUAGAGAUGAUAAAAAUGCUGAUUCCAGUCAUAUUUAUAGCAAUCAGCCGCCUAUUACUGUUAGUGAAAUAUUAGAAGUAAUGAGAAGGGUCCACAAUCCACAAACUGGAAAGCUUAAUUUUGGUGGGAAGGUACCAGAAACCCAUUUUCUUUUUGCAUUAUAAAGUUUUCUACUGGAUUGUUUGUUUAUUUAUUAAUUUGAUAUUCCUGUCUUUAUGUUGAUUCAUAUUUUGUAAUAUAGUUGUUCUUUUUUAAUGCA